ACAAUCAAACAAAUAGAACUGUAAUAGCUAUAGGAAAAAGGAAAGAAUAAUUAAUAUUAUCCAUCCAUGAUGUCACAAGAGAAUAAUAGAAAUAUUGAUGAAUGUUUAUUAAGGAGUAGUACAAUUGCAUCCACAACGCCUACAUCAACAACAAUAACAAUGUCAACAACAGCAGGAUCAAAUACAACUAUUAUGUCAUCAAAUCCUAUGAAUACAUUAAUUAGUAAUCAGGAUCAACGUGCAUCUGGUGAUAUAGGUGAUGAUUCAUAUGCCAAUGGAAAGAUGAUACAUCUUACACAAUCAAAUGAACAUAUAACUACUAGUAAUACGAAUGUUAUAUAUACUAAUAAUAAUACAACAACUACUACUACCUAUGAUAUAACGAAUAAUAAAACAUCUACGACUACUCCUACUACUAAUAUAAUUAAUAGUAGUAUAAAAAAGGAUGAUAAUCAACGUCUAUUCCUCAAUAAGUUAAUAAAACCAUCAUCAACAACAAUAAAUGGAUUCACUAUGGAUAGAGAUCUUACCGAUAAAGAUUUACAAGAGAAAUCAAUCACAGAUACAACAAAUGAUUCAACUACUUCAUCGAUCUCACCAUGUUCUGAUAAUAAUUCCGAAAAUAAUCUUAUCAAAUUGAAUGCGUCUAAUUCAUCUUUACCGCAUCGAAGUAAUCAAUCACACCAACAAAAACAACAAUAUACUACUAACAAUAGUCUAGUCAGUAGUAAAUUCAGUGUUAAAGAAAAUUCGGGCAAAAUCGAACAAGAACAACAACAACAACAGAAAUCAAUAACAUCUGGUAUAAAUCAUAUGAAUUCAACCAAUGAAGAACAAUAUAAUUUUCAAGAAAAUAAUUCAGUCAUUACAACAUCUACAAAAAUGUUAACAUCAUUAGGCAAAACAAUAAAAAAUCCAGAUUUAAUAAAUCAUGAAAAGGUGAACAGCUUCAAAGAAGAUAUCAAAAGUUAUACUACAGAAGGUCAUGAUAUCGAUCAUAACAGUGGUGGUAAUAUUAACGAAAGUUACAGUAGUGUUAGCAGUGGCAAUCAAAAAAUCAAUACUUCUACUAAUAGUAAUAGUAAUACAGGUGGGAACAGUAAUCAUGGAAUAUAUUAUUUACAAAAUGGGAUAAAAUCAAUAAAUACAUCAUUGUCAACCAAUGAGAACCACGAUACACACCAACAGCCUCAACACCCUCAACAACAACAACAACAGACAACACUGACUAAUUCGUUAGGCCAAUCUACAGAAACAUCAUCUUUUUACAAUCAUAUCAACAAUAAUUAUGGACGUCGAAAUCUCUUAACUAAUCGAAAAUCAACUAUGCUUAUCAAUAAUAAUAAUAAUACAAGUAAUCCUAUGAAUACUAAUAUAAAUUAUACUAAUAGUAAUGGUACUGGUACUAGUCCUAAUAAUACAACACCAACCUCGACGUAUGAUUAUAAAUCAACUCGUAAUUCUGUGAAUUAUCCAGUCCAGGAAUCGAUUCCAGUGAAUGGUAGUCAUGAUGAUUGGGCAAUACAACUACAACUACAACUACGGAGAUUAACGCCUAACAAUACCGCAUACAAUACUAUUGAUAAUCAAAAUAUCGAUCAUGUGAAUGAUAAUAGUAGUGGUAAUACUAAUACUACUACUUCUAGUAAUAAUAAUAAUAAUAAGACAAAUUUAAUUGUGAAUUAUCUACCGCCAUUUAUGACACAAGAAGAAGUGAAAGCUUUAUUUUCAAGUAUUGGUGAAGUUGAAAGUUGUAAGUUAGUCAGAGAGAAAGUGACUGGUGAAAGUCUAGGUUAUGCAUUUGUCAAGUAUAUUAAUCCAUAUGAAGCAGAGAAAGCGAUACGUACAUUGAAUGGUUUACGUUUACAGAAUAAAACAAUUAAAGUAUCAUUAGCACGACCUAGUUCAGAAUCAAUAAAAGGUGCAAAUCUGUAUAUAUGUGGACUGCCAAAAAAAAUGACACAAAGUGAAUUAGAAGAAUUAUUUAAUCAAUGUGGUCGUAUUAUUACAGCACGUAUAUUAUAUGAUAAUAAAACAGGCUUAUCACGUGGUGUUGCCUUUAUUCGAUUUGAUCAACGUCAUGAAGCUGAAUUAGCUAUACAUCGAUUAAAUGGUUAUCAAGCUCCAUCAGAUCAUCCAAACGGCCUACCGAAUGAACCAAUCACAGUGAAAUUUGCUAAUUCACCAAAUUCAAUAAAACAUGAUAGUUUUAGUUUAGUCCUGUUGAAACAAGCUGCCCAGUUACAAUCAGUUGCUGCCUCUGUGGUUAGUCCAACACCAACACGUAGUGCUGCUGCUGCAAGUGCUGCCGCUGCGGCAACAGCAGUUGCAGCUGCUGGCCUAUUAAAUCCUCUACAACAGAUAGCAUCUCUUUCCAAUCGUUUAAAGUAUUCUAGUGUACUAGCAGGGAAUUCACCUGUAUCGCCAGGUUCACCUGCUGCUACAGCUGCUGAUUUUCUUCCAGCAAUGGCUAGUGCUGCAGCUGUUGUCAAUCCAUUGUUAGCACCAGCUGUAGCUGCCAGUUCUGGAGCGCUAACGUCAACCGGUUGGUGUAUAUUUGUAUAUAAUUUAGCUCCAGAAACAGAAGAAGCUAAUUUAUGGCAAUUAUUUGGUCCAUUCGGUGCUGUACAAACAGUGAAAAUUAUUCGUGAUCCAAUGACUAAUAAAUGUAAAGGUUUUGGUUUUGUUACAAUGAGUAAUUAUGAAGAAGCUUUGCUAGCAAUACAUUCAUUGAAUGGUUUUGCCUUAGGUAAUCGUGUAUUACAAGUCUCUUUUAAAACAACACCAAAUAGUAAAUUACGUUCAUCUACAUCGAAUACACCACCACCGCCGCCAGCUGCACAACCGCCACUGCAAACACAACAGCCACCUUCAUCAGUGCCACCACAAUCAGAAUCAAGUCCACUGCCUAAUGGAACAUUGAUAAAUAAUCAAUAUUCAACAACAAAUGAACAAAAUGGUUUAAAUUCAAAUGAAUUUGUGAAUAAUAAUCUAUCAUCAAAUCAUCGUUCAAAUUCAACACAACCGCCAAUUACAGACACAUCAAUUAAACAAACACCUGUUCAAUAUUCCAAUGGUACAUCGAAUCAUUCUUCAUCAAUGAAUAAUAAUGUAACGAAUGAAAGUAUAAAUAAUAAUCCUAAAAAUUUAAAAUCAAUAUUAAUGAAUAAUAAUCCACAUGAUAUACCAAAAGAGUUAUCAAAUUCAUUUUCUGGUGCAUUAACUAUACAACAAUCAACGCAUUUGAAUUCAAUGAUGUCAUCAUCACCGGAUAAAUCAAAAAAUGUAUCAAAGAAAACCAAUUUACUUAAAAACUCUUCAAUAAAUGGACAAAAUUAUGAUACAUAAAAAGGAUAGAAAAUGGAUUCUUUCAGAUUAAUCGAUAGAUCGAUCGAUAAAUAGAUAGAGAGAGAGACGGACAGACAGACACAAGUGCACACAUAUAUACUGGUGUAUAUAACCUCAUCUAUACAAUAUUAUACAAUAAAUAUGUGAUAUACAUCUAUAUUUGAGUAAACUAAAAUGCCGUGAAGUGAAAUUUCACGAUUUAUUUAUUUUUCAUUUCAUCAUAAUUUUAUUCAUUGUAAAAAAAUUAAUUAACUACCCCCUAUCUAUCCAUAAAACAUACAUAUAUAUAUAUAUAUAUCUACAUGCAUGAAACAUAUAUAACUACAUAGAUACAAUAAUAUAUGCAUAACAUACUAUAUAAUAUAUAUUAUUACUCACUCAGUUAGUUAAUUUGGUUAUAUAACUCACCUUUUUUUCCUUUUAACUAAUUGUAUUAAUUAAGUUGUAUUCAAUCAAAAGUUGAGUUCAAUGAACAAAUGGUAUAAAUAUUUUAUAUUUUUCUGUUCUUGUAUUUUUUUGGUCACUUAAUAUUUGUUUCAUUAUUAUUAUUAUUAUUAUUAUUAUUGAAUUUCUUCUAAAUAGCGCAUAUUUAAGUAGUACUGAAGAGAAAGGAAGAAUGAAGAGAAAGCGGUAAAUGAGUUGAAAUGCCAGAAACUUUGAAUUGAUUUUUCUUCGUCUGCUUGGUCAUGCUUCUUCUCAUCUCAUUAUUACUAUUAUUAUUAUUAUCAUCAUCAUAUUCUUUCUAAUGGAUGUCAUAGCCUUCGAUAUUGCUAAUACAACUGAGUUGGAUGAUAUGAGAUGCAAUGAAAAAAACAAGGAGAAUUCAUGAAAUUCCUUUAAAGAGACGAAGUGUGUGUGUGAGUGAGAGAAGCAAACCUAAUGCUUCACAAGACAGAGAGGAAACAUGAGUCAACAUUUCUAUAUGAGAAUAAUAAUAAUUGGUCAAAACUGAUACGAAUGACCAGACAAUUGCUAUAACUAUAUAUCUCAGUUUAGCCUUUUAUUCGUCUCAACAAAAAUAAGCCAACUGAAUAACUAACUAACUAACUAACAAAACCUGACAAUGUGUUACUGUAUAUUCUAUACACAACAAUGUCAUUUUAAUCAGUUUGAUGCUAUGAUUGUACAUAGUUUACCGCUUCUUCUAAUUGUACUUCACAAAUGAAUUUUCAUGUUCAUUUUGAAUAAAAUAUGUUUUGAGUAAAAAGGAUUUUUGAUUUUAAUAGACUUAGUUUAGUAAUCCGC
This is a messenger RNA of Trichobilharzia szidati, 4593 nucleotides long. The record is from the annotation of a GenBank genome assembly. NCBI's taxonomy places the organism in Eukaryota, Metazoa, Platyhelminthes, Trematoda, Strigeidida, Schistosomatidae.